GCAUAAGUAUUUGAAAAAUGCAAACCAAACAGUCUUCCAGCUCUGCACAAGAUGCAUGUCAAGUUUGGAGAUACGGUCAAAGUUAUAUCUGGACGAGACAAGGGUAAAAUCGGAGAAGUCACUAAGAUCUUUACCCACAACAGUACAAUUGUCAUCAAAGAUGUUAACCUCAAGACCAAACACAUGAAGAGCCGUGAAGAGGGAGAGCCUGGCCAAAUUCUUAAGAUCGAAGCGCCGAUCCACAGCUCAAAUGUGAUGCUGCAUUCUAAAGAAAAGGAAGUGGUAAGUCGGGUGGGUCACAAGGUCCUUGAAGAUGGACAUAAGGUAAGAUAUCUGAUCUUAACUGGGGAACUUAUCGACACCGUUGCGAAAUGGAAGCAACUUAAGGAGGCAAAGGAUAAAGAAACAACUCAAGCUGCAGUUGCCUCCGCAUCUUAGCAUCUUCCCUCUUCAUGUUUUAAAUCUCCCACAUAAACACAUUUUUGCUUCCUAAAAGUCAGCUUGGAAUGAUACUUAAACAUGUGCCUUAUUCAAAAGAUAACAAUCUUUACUAAGUAUAUAUUUUACAAAGCAACCGAAUAUGCUUAUAACAGUCAAAGUUUUACAACAAACAUUUCGACCAUGGUAAGAUGCUUUGGAUAUUCAGCUCACAUUUGGGAUCUUGUUAUAGUAUAACUGGCCUAGAACAUGGUUCCUAAGCCUUGGGAAAUCAGAUCGAUUUUAGGUUUUGGUACUUUCUUCCGCGUAGUCCGCUUCCACUUCACGUAGAAUACAAGUAGAUAGAUGAGAAAUAUGAAUGCAACCAUCAGAUACAUGAGUAAGAAUAUUGUAACGGUAUACUUCAGGAACACUGAAAUUGCAUAUGAACAGACGAGAGGCCCCGUUAUGAAGAUAUACCACCAAAUAUAUGCUCUGCCAACUGGUAAGAGUAUGAAUGUCAA
Brassica rapa (field mustard) is the source of this 941-nucleotide messenger RNA. Its product is annotated as 50S ribosomal protein L24, chloroplastic-like. Gene Ontology annotation, biological process: translation. Gene Ontology annotation, cellular component: ribosome. NCBI's taxonomy places the organism in Eukaryota, Viridiplantae, Streptophyta, Magnoliopsida, Brassicales, Brassicaceae. The record is from RefSeq and is a predicted model, not a curated record. Gene Ontology annotation, molecular function: structural constituent of ribosome; RNA binding.